Molecule: messenger RNA, 1282 nt
Organism: Crotalus tigris (Tiger rattlesnake)
Lineage: Eukaryota; Metazoa; Chordata; Lepidosauria; Squamata; Viperidae
Gene: SRP9
Product: signal recognition particle 9
Exons: 3
Coding region: 90-350 (86 amino acids)
Biological process (GO): SRP-dependent cotranslational protein targeting to membrane; negative regulation of translational elongation
Cellular component (GO): signal recognition particle, endoplasmic reticulum targeting
Molecular function (GO): 7S RNA binding
Source: RefSeq, a predicted model, not a curated record
CUUGAAUGUGGGCCGUCUGAAAGCGCCAUCUUACUUUUUGUUAGAGUGCUGAGCUGUACGUUCCCGGUCUGAGCGAACGGGACGCAGCUAUGCCGCUUUAUCAGACCUGGGAGGAGUUCACUCGCGCAGCGGAGAAACUGUAUCUGUCCGAUCCUAUGAAGGUCCGAGUCGUACUCAAGUACCGACAUUGUGAUGGGAAUCUGUGUAUUAAAGUAACAGAUGAUGUUGUUUGUCUACUCUAUAGGACAGAUCAGGCUCAAGAUGUAAAGAAAAUUGAGAAAUUCCACAGUCAAUUAAUGCGACUGAUGGUAGCCAAAGAAUCCCGCAGUGUUGCUAUGGAAACAGACUGAAUAUCUGGAAAUAAAAUGAAUGUUCCAGUCACGUAUCACAGGAGGAAUGUAUCUGUUGGAUUUGGGCAUAUUUUGGAAUGGACACACGAUGGCAUCAAGUGGACUAUUAAAAUUUAAACAGUUUUAUAAGGAAUUUGGGGGCUCCACUUCAGAGUGGCUAGUAGACUAUAUGCUUUCAUUGAAAGCUUCUAUUUAUUUUUCUUUCAAUUUGAGUAAGGAAAUAUAUAUGUUCUUUCCUGGAAUUUGUAAAUGUUAAAAUAUACUCAGUCAUAUAUUUAUGACUUCCUUUCUUAAAUCUUUAGGACAUUGCUUAAAAAUGGAAGGGGUUCUCUGAUGGGUUGAAGAAUGCUGUUAUAUAGAAAGGGGUUGUGGAAUUUUAUGUUCUAUUAAAUUAGUGUAUAAUCUUUAUAUAUUGAUGUAUUAUUUAGUUGGCAAAUAACAUUGAUAAAAUGUUCUACUGGAAAAACAAGGACGCUUGUGAAUCAAUUCAUGUGUCUAGACUUAACAAUUCAGAACUGAUUCUUGCUUCAUAAUCAUAUACACUGAAAAACAUUUUCUGUUUGUUAACAGGUAAUGCUAAAAACAGAUAUUUCUGCAUUGUAUUUAAGAUUGCUGGCAAAGACACCUUAGGUGAGAUGGGCAGCAUACAAGUUUGAUAAAUAAUUCAAACUAGCUUUGAUUUUGAAUGAUAGAAAGAACUAGAGAUGUGCAGAACAUUUGAUCUUGAACUGCUCCAGAUGUAAAAUUUCAGGAGUCCUCUUGCUUCUAGUACAAAACUGAAACACUUCUGCAAUGCUUGAAACACCUGUUUCACACUUGAAUGAGACACUUUGCAAAAUAUCACGUUAAAAUGGUUUGAAACCAAAUGUUUUACUUGUAGAAGGCACCAAAGCGUAUGAAUAAAAUUGUGUGUAGAACUUUUAAAUAACUUA